UCAUCGCACGAACUUCAAAGACUAAAGAGCAUGUUGCGUCCAAAGGACUACGUGAUUCCACUCGGGGGCAGUUAUUCCAUAGCCCGACUACAAGGGACACACACUCAGUUAGCGGAUUAAAGAUGAAAACGAGAGGAAGUAGAAGCAAGAAGAGUAAUAAGAAAGAACUUGUCAGAUGCCAAAGAAAGUUUUAACUUACUGUCUGACGCCAUACAUCUGGGGCUCAAGGGCAAGAGUGUCUUUCUUUUUUCUUGCCUCCAAGCAUUGAAUUGAUCAAAUGCAGCCUUGUGGAUUUGUCUACAUUUGGCUCCUCUGCUCAGUGCUGCUUAUUUUUGUGGUCCUUGGGUCCCCGGUCGGGAAUAGGGAUGAGACAGCAAAGCAUCACGAUUCCAGAAGCCAAGCAAGUGGUAAUGGCAGCGGGAUAGCCAUUGUGUCCUUCAGGUGGGAUCACGUGGAGGGGCCUUAUGUCGUUGCAAUUGGGGUACUGUUGGCAUUUUUGUCAAAACUAGUGAUCGAGGCCAAUCAUAAUGUGACCUACAUAAUCCCAGAGAGCGCCCUGCUCAUUUGCUUUGGCUUCAUCAUGGGUCUCAUCAUCUGGGCUUCAAACACAGUGCACCUUUUCAAACUGACCCCGACCGUAUUCUUCUUCUACCUGCUUCCACAAAUCAUCCUGGACGCCGGCUAUUUCAUGCCAAACAAACUGUUCUUCCGAAACAUUGGAACCAUUCUGGUCUACGCCGUCAUCGGGACAUUGUGGAAUACUGUCAGUUUGGGGUUCACCCUGUGGGGCUGUCAGAAGGGAGGAGCCAUGGGUGAAUUGGACAUGGACUUGCUACAUUAUCUUUUAUUCAGCUGCGUGAUUGCCGCCGUGGACCCGGUGGCUGUUUUUUCCGUGUUUGAAGAGGUCCACGUCAAUGAGGUCCUUUUCAUUCUGGUUUUCGGAGAGUCACUCCUCAAUGAUGGUGUGACUGUGAUGCUCUUCAAUACGAUCGAGGCAUUUAUUCCCCAGUACAAACCCUACAUUGAUUUUUGGGAUAUAUUCAGUUCAGUAGUUUCCUUUUUUUUGGUGGCAGUUGGUGGCUCCCUCCUCGGUCUCGUGUUUGGUUUGCUGCUCUCUCUCCUGACCCGAUACACCAGAAGCAUCCAGAUCAUUGAGCCAGGUUUCAUCUUUGUGGUGGGGUACCUCUCCUACCUCACCGCUGAGAUGCUCUCGCUUUCUGCCAUUCUUGCGACCGUCUUUUGUGGCGUGUCCUGCAAAAAGUACAUCAACGCAAACAUGGACGAAAGGUCCGUCACCACAGUCCGAUAUGCCAUGAAGGUUCUCGCCAACGGAUCCGAAACCACCAUUUUUGUUUUCCUUGGAAUUUCGGCUAUCGAUAAGACGUUAUGGGUGUGGAACACGGGCUUUGUCCUGAUCACACUCAUCUUCAUCUUUGUCUAUCGCUUCAUCGGAGUCUUUUUCCUCACCUGGAUCAUGAACAAAUUCCGGCUGAUGCAACUGGAGGUCAUCGAUCAGAUUAUCAUGAGCUACGGUGGCCUGCGAGGGGCGGUGGCCUACGGCCUGGCAAUGAUGCUGGAUGAAAACAAAAUCAAGGAGAAGAAUUUAAUGGUCUCCACCACUCUGAUUGUCGUUUAUUUCACUGUCAUCCUUCAGGGACUGGCACUGAAACCUCUUGUCACUUGGCUGAAAGUAAAGAGGGCUUCAGAGACGGAGCACACGCUCAUAGAAACAGUGCAGAAUAAGGUCUUCGAUCACAUGCUCGUUGCAAUUGAAGAUAUAGCUGGACAAUUUGGUCACAACUACAUGAUGGACAAGUGGAAUCAUUUUGAAGAGAAGUGGGUGGCGCCAAUUUUGAUGAAGCCAUCGGCGAGGAAGAAUCGUGAUUACGUCUUCAAAGUGUUCCACCGGCUCAACCUCAAGGAUGCCAUCAGCUACGUCACCGAGGGUGAACGCAACGGCUCUUUGGGACUGAUUCGCAAUCAGUCGGGAGUUAUUGAAAUUGAGAAAAAGUUUGCGCAAAAAUCUUCGAAGGUGAUGCCCGACAUCAUGGCUAACAUGGGAGACGAUCGCGGUGCGGUGUCCACGUUGGGUAGAAGAGAAGCUUGGCCUUCGGUGAGCUUGGAAAUGCACGAGCAGUCCCUCAAGGGCGCGAAGCAAACAGAAGACAUCAGUCACCACCUGCUGCAACAACACUUGUACAAAGGCAGAAAGCAGCACCGGCAUAGAUAUAGCAGGAGCUACAUUGACGUCAACAAGGACAAAAAAGAAGCAGAGGAGAUCUUCCAGAGAACUAUGAGAAAUCGUUUGGAGUCUUUUAAGUCGGCAAAGAUGGGCAUUGCUCCAAAGACAGUCGCAAAGUACCCCAAAAAACUCCAUGACCAUAAGAUGUCAAGUGGGAAACUUUACCGUUACGGUAACGAAGAGCCCGAUAUCGUCGAGGAGGACAGCACCUCCAGCUACGAGGCAUCAGAUGAUUCACUCCCCAUGAAGGUCCUCCGGAAAGCGGAAGCUGAAAAUGAGAAGCCGGUCUUCAUGUUGGAAAUGGAGUCUGCAGCAUCAACACUAACCCCACCCUGGUUGUCGCCGACGGAGGCCGAUGGCAACACAGCGGCCCCGUCGGAGCGAGCUCGGGAAAGAUUGCCGUGUACACCCGGCAGCGUGCGCCGCCUCUCGCCCUUCACAGACAUGCAGGCUGGUGCACCAGAUGCAGACAACAGUAGCGAUGAUGAGCUCCCACCGACAUCACCGCCGCCGCCGCCACCACCACCAACAUCCUAA
Molecule: messenger RNA, 2779 nt
Organism: Hippocampus zosterae (dwarf seahorse)
Lineage: Eukaryota; Metazoa; Chordata; Actinopteri; Syngnathiformes; Syngnathidae
Product: sodium/hydrogen exchanger 3-like
Exons: 16
Coding region: 278-2779 (833 amino acids)
Biological process (GO): proton transmembrane transport; sodium ion transport; regulation of pH
Cellular component (GO): apical plasma membrane; brush border membrane
Molecular function (GO): sodium:proton antiporter activity
Source: RefSeq, a predicted model, not a curated record